Owenia fusiformis is the source of this 2082-nucleotide messenger RNA. NCBI's taxonomy places the organism in Eukaryota, Metazoa, Annelida, Polychaeta, Sabellida, Oweniidae. The record is from the annotation of a GenBank genome assembly.
CUUUGAUCUUAACAUACUAUAUGCCGUGCCUUUGGAUAUUGUAGUGCAAACAACCUUAUUCAAAACAACUCAUCUGAUUUUAUUGAAAUAUAAGUGGCACAAGCCCAUAAGUUUUAAGUUCUAGAAAAUCAAUUUGUAUGUCCUUACACUUCAGACUUUACACAUGCAUUGGCUGCCCAAAGUAAGAAAUCACAGGAUUUAUUGCCAGUAGACUGAGAAUAUAACUAUAAAGCUAUAGCUAGCGAGUACAGAGUGUCUUAUUAAAGUUUGUAAAUCUCAAAAUGAAACAAAUCGUGAAGCUCAGUUCUGGCACUGACUGAUGUCAACAUAUGCAUUUAUAGUCAGGAUCAUUGUUAGUUGAACCAAAAACUUGUGACGGUUUAUGAAAACGAUGCAGUGAGUGUUAUUGCCAGCAUGGAAUCUGAAUCGGAGAAAGCCAUCAGACAUAAACGUUUACAAAAGGUAUAUUUCGCCAAUGAUCCAAAGGGGCAGGAUGGUGCCUUUAGAGACUUCAGACCACGAUGUAGCUCUAUCGCCAGUGAAAGACUGCUUCAAAAACAAUACGCUAGAAAAGCAGCGCGAGGAUCGGACGAAUCAUCCACUCAGUCUAUGGGGCAACCCCUUACUGGGGCCCCGAAUCCCACAUAUGCAACAAGGGCAGGGACAUGUUGUAGAUGGCUUGAGGACCGUCUACAGCCAUUUAGGAAGAAGGAAGCAGUAUUUUGUUUGAUUGGGGGUGUGACAUUGAUCAUUGGAGUGAUUCUCAUUAUUAUCAGCUUAGCUAACUCCCAUGGAGUUUUCUGUGAUUGUGCAAUGGCUGCUAGGUCGUGUAAAGCGGACUUCACAAAGAACGUUUAUAUUUACCCGACUUCAAGCAACAUUUCUGAAAGGGACACCCAGCAUCAAGAAAAAACUGUUGAUCAAGUUUCCCCGACCAUGUCUACAACGACAAGAAGACGUCCCACAAUCAGACCAACAGUUACUAAUACUAACUUGGCAUUGGGGAAGCCUUCUACUCAAUCCACAACUCAGUAUUCCUCCGAGCUAGCGGUCGACGGAAAUACAACCGGAGAUGCAGGGCUUGGCCUCUGUGCUCAAACAGAGCCCGAAGAGCGACCUCAUUGGUUUGUUGAUCUAGGUCCAAAGAAAUAUCUAGUCUCUACAGUUGUGAUACAUUCACGCACAGAUUGUUGCCAGUAUGACCUGAAAAACUUUGAAAUCAGAUUAUGGUCCAACACUCCUAACUUCAACAAAAAGAGCAACAGUAUUAUUUGCAAGCAUUACAUGGGAGCUGCCACGAGAACAACCCUGCAUGUUAGCUGUGAUCGACAAGUAUACGGGAGGUACGGAGACAUCAGGUUUGUGAGCAUCGAGUUACUACAAGAAGAAAAUGACAUUGUUAGCAAACAAAAUCUUACACUUUGUGAAGUCGGUGUGUAUCGAUAAAGCUGACAUCUAUCUGAGUCAAGAAAACUCGAGGAAAUUAUGAUCCUCGGGACUACAGUGGACUAUAGCCCCCCUUUCAUAUCCCUUUGGUCCUGGAAACAUGUAGCUGUUACCCAAUCAUCUGCCUAUAAAGAGUGAGACAGAUUUUCCGAGGGGCAUCAGUCUUUAGGACAAAAUAUUGUGCAAAUGUCUUGUUGCAAAACUUGAACAGUUUGCAGAAAUGAGAGGAUCAGCUGUAGAGGAGUUCUUCGAAUUAAAAUGUGUGCACUGAUACAGUAUGUGCUGGUGUUAAAUAAUCAAGUUCGGGAUACCAUUUUAGAUUGCUUGUGUUAAUGACAAAGUAGAUCCCUGGACGAAACCAUAAAUGGAAGGAAUAUUAAAUAAUUGUAUUGUGAAGAAUGAAUUCAUUGUUGAUAGUGUUGGAUCGAUGAAUUCAACCGUGGAUGUCUAUCACAGAGGAUAAAGAUAGAGGUCCAUGAUUCACAUCUCACAUGUGAUGUCUCUUGGCAACAUAUGAUUGUUAUUUGAACGUUUGUUCUAUUUUAUGUGUUUUAUAAUAAAAUGCAAUUUGAUACAAGAUACAUUUUGGAAGGUUCUUGGUAUUCAAAUGCUCUAUACCAUAUCAAAGAAAGAUCU